This is a messenger RNA of Cladocopium goreaui, 3984 nucleotides long. NCBI's taxonomy places the organism in Eukaryota, Dinophyceae, Suessiales, Symbiodiniaceae. The record is from the annotation of a GenBank genome assembly.
AUGAGACAGGUGGAUCUCGUGACACCCGACAGCACUGGGUACCCGCCACCCAGCCAACCACCAACGGCCGAGCGAGGCCAAGUUUUCCAGAAGUUAGAUGAGGAGGUCAUCCUUGUCAGCUGUUUCGACGGCAUUGGGUCGGCUGCUUUGAUCCUCAAAGGGCUGGUAGCAGCCAUUUCGCUGCACAUUGUAUGGGAGGUGGAUAGCGAUUGUAUGGAAGUGCUGAAGGCCCGUCACCCAGAGGCGGUGACCCGGGGCGAUUUUCUCAAAGAUGACCCUGAUGAGGUCGCCAGAGGGAUACACCGCCAUGACCCUGAGGGCACCAAGCUGGUGCUCUUCGCAGCUGCUCCCCCAUGCCCUGACUUCUCACGCAUUCGUGCAGAUGCACCAGGCUCAGCAGGUGAAGAAGGCCACAAAUUCACAGCAUACUGUGAAUUUAUCAGGAAGGUGGAGAUGGGCAUACCUCACAGGAGGAUAGGCCACCUUACCGAGAACGUGGUGAUGGAAAAGGGAGAGGCUGACCAUUUCUCCAGCCUCCUGGACUGCAAUGCGAUCUUGUCUGACGCGCAAGACUUCGGCCUCAUCAACCGCCCUCGUUUGUGGUGGACAAGAGUGGACUGGAGCAGCAUCCGGACAAAUCCCAUCACAGGAAAACGGUUACGGUGGUCCAAGAGCCAAAAAUACCACCGUCUCCAUCACGACACCACGUUCCAGGAGGAGACGGAUCUCCAGCUGGAAGGCCUUCGACUUCACAAUGCGGUGGCAUCUCAUGACAAGCGCAUCCCGUGUCUGACAACUCCAGCACCAUCGGCCGAUGGCAGACCAGCGCCGAAGAAGCUGAAAGGGAAGAUAGACCCUGAACAGAAGGCGCGAUGGAUGAAUGAUGGGCGGCUAUUUGCUCCAUGGCAAUACUCCAAGGAGGCUCUUCUCCAUGCAGCCGAUGGGAGCAUGGUGGUCCCGCCCCCGGAAGCCAAAGAACAGCUGCACCAGCUGCCGAAAUGGUAUACGUCCGUCCCGGGGGUGUCGGAGAAAGCCAGACACAGAAUGCUGGCAAACGGUUGGCACAUUGGAUCAGCACGGUUCAUCAUGAUGCUGGUCCUCCAAUCCAUGUUGAUGGUGACCGCUUCGUCACCAGUGCCACAGCCACGGCACACCGCGCUUCAGACCAUGCUGACCUUCCUGCAGCCAACGACACCGCACCUGGGCCCAGGGACAUGGCCCAGCGAAGCAACGUGCGUGGCCCAAGCCGGGUCGAUGUGGGAGCAUUGGCAGAUGGCCGUGGCUUCCAGUCACCCAGUACAACGGCCCCCUCGGCUGGAGCCGGGGCUACAGCAAUGUGUGGACCUCCGCGGCAUCAUUGGAGGCAGCCUCGCACGCAUGAGGACAGAGAUAGUGGACGAGAUCGAACAGUGGGCCCUCGACAGCAUGGAUGCGACCGAGACCUGGUGGAAGUCACUUCCACCCCACGUGGCCCAGGUGUACUUCAACAAAGACCACAACCAAAUCUCACAGAUUCCACUUCUGUUGCGAUUGCUCGACCUGGCCAAGAUGCCAGGCCUUCCAGAGCUCACAGAAGACCUCCAGUCAGGGUUCCAGGUGACUGGCGAAUUACAUGCGGGAGCGGGCUGGCUCCCACAGGCUGACAGCAAGUAUGAGUUCCCAACGUCGGCCGAGACCUUCAUGAAGCACAACCAACACUAUACCAGAGCCAAACUGCGCAGCAAACGCGUGGAUCCAGAAUGGUCAUCCAUGUUGGAUGAACUGCGCUCUGAGCUGAAGAAGGGCAGAAUGUCAGGACCCUACCGAGCUCCUGAUUGGUGGCCGACUCAAACCACGACCAUCGACGAGAUGCCCUUGCUCCAGCUACCCAUUCAGAACAUCUGCGCCAGCUUUUGUUUUAGUGUGGUCCAAGCCGACAAGAUCCGGCGGUGCGAAGAUUUCCGUCGGUCAGGCCACAAUGCAACAGUUGUGGCGUAUGACGUGCCACACCACCAUGACAUCAGAACGUUCACUGAUCUGGCAUUGUCGGCCCCACAGGGAGGAGACACAUCUCUGGUUUGGGCCCAGGACCUGGACGGAGCAUACAGACAGUUUCCAGUACGUGACCCAGCAGAUUGUUUCUGUGUCCUCAUGACACCCAGAGGGCCAAUACUCCUUCAACAUCAUGCGAUGACCUUCGGCGCAGUGAGCUCAGUUUGGAACUUCAACAGGGCUGCAGACGGCAUCAUGUUUUUGAGCCGCCGUCUACUGGCGACGCCGCUGGGACACUACGUCGAUGAUUUCAUUGGCGUUGAGCCUUCAGCCCUGGUACACAGCAGCUUCUCAGAGUUCACACGCCUUAUGAGGGUACUUGGACUCCACAUGAAAGAAAGAAAGGCUCUACCACCAGCAGCCCGACAGAAAGUUUUGGGCAUCAAUAUGCACAUCACAGAGGACGAGGUGAUUUUGUCGCCACACCCCGAACGAUGCGACAAGGCCAAGAAGGUCAUCCAGAAUGCAUUGGAAACCAACAGACUGACAGAUGAGGCAGCUCACCGCCUCGCAGGAAAGUUGGUGUUCCUGACCUCAACUCUGUUCGGCCAAUUGGGUCGCGCAUCACUCCAACCGCUCUACGCAAGAGCGCAUGGACUUUCAGAGGGCGACCAUGACGGCCAACUGAACGGACCACUCAGAUCGGCACUACGAUCGCUGAUGAAUCUUCUUCGAGAGAUCCAACCCAGGGUGAUCCCCAAGCAGAUGGACCAAAGUUGCAUCGUCCUCUAUUCAGAUGCGUACUUCGUGAUUGAUGGCACACACCACUCACCAGGAUCCAAGACUAUCCCGCAACUUUGGCACAAGACAAAGUGCCAUACCUAUGAGAACGGUUGGGGAGUGGUGAUUCAUUUCGAAGGCAACACUUGGUUUUCCUCCGGAAGCUUGCCUUCACGACUCAUCAAGAAGUUUUGUACCAGGAAAGCCUACAUCUACUUCCUCGAGAUAGCUGCCCAACUCAUGGGAUUCUUGACCUGCCGUCAAUUGCCCUCGAACCUAGUGAUGUCCUUCAUUGACAACACGGCAGGCUUCUUUGCCUUGAGAAAAGGCUAUUGCCGAGACCCUGCCAUCUGCAAUGUCCUGGCAUUGGUAUGGAGGAUCAUCGCCCUCGACAGCUGGCACCUACAUCUUGAAUGGGUCCAGUCCAACCUGAACAUCAGUGACAGCGUCUCUCGCUUCCAGUAUGACGAGAUGCAGAAAAUCAACGCCAAUUGGACGGAAAUACCAGUGGAAGGCAUCUAUGACAUUCUGGCACGCGUGGCAGUCGAUUCGGACUAUGCUCACGGGAAAGCACUCAACGACAUGAUCGCGAUCCAACCUGCUCCACUCACUAUGACUCACACUGGAGGAAUGGGGAACUGGCGCCAGUGUGGGAGAGAUCCAGCAGCAGCUCCAGCUGUCAAGCAGACAGGACCAGCUGUCACAGAGCACCCCAGGCCAAAAGAACCAGUGCGAGCAGCUUUCAAGAAGUUGGCCAACGAGCACAGCUUGUCUUUCGACGCUGGGCUGUUGGGAGAGAUUGGCUCCAGCAGCAGCUCCAGCUGUCAAGCAGACAGGACCAGCUGUCACAGAGCACCCCAGGCCAAAAGAACCAGUGCGAGUGAGGACCUUUUGGCCACCAGAUCUGGUGCCAAACUACGUGGCCGGUUGGAGUUGGAGUUGGAGGAGAAUGCAGCUGUGCCGGCUCAGCGUCAGCUUCCUCGACCGUGGGAGCUACAGAAGGAGGCCCUGUUCAAUGUGCUCGCCAUGCCAGGCCACGAGUUUGGGGCCGACCUUCCGGACACCUUCAGGGUGGUUCUGGGCACUCUGGCUCUGGCCAGCACCAUUGCUGUGGCGCAAGCCGCGAGUGAGGUUGGGCUUCAGCGGUGGAUGGCCUCACUGUCGGAGAAGCACGUGGUGCCUCCACCGGAAGUGCCCAACAAUGUUUGCACCAUCCAAUUUUGCCAGAGCUGA